This is a messenger RNA of Fusarium mangiferae, 261 nucleotides long. RefSeq lists its product as uncharacterized. Bases 1 to 261 code for a protein of 86 amino acids. The transcript is spliced from 2 exons. The record is from RefSeq and is a predicted model, not a curated record. Lineage: Eukaryota; Fungi; Ascomycota; Sordariomycetes; Hypocreales; Nectriaceae.
AUGACCGUUUGCGGCACGUCCGGGGCGGGGAAAAUAAUUGAUCCUCGUGAAGCCAUCGUCGGACGCGGUGCAUACAUGCAUGCACGCAUGCAUGUAAGCCUACUAAAACCGGGAUGGUUCACCGACACCGCACUCAGCGGUUCGAUGGCGGCAGGCUGCAUGGCGGAUUCUGAUGUCUCGGUCAACCUACCAAUGAGACAGCUUUCCAAGGAACAGAGUGGUGAUGAGACCGGGGGAGCCGCAGAUGGUGCAAGAUGUUAA